This is a messenger RNA of Penicillium maclennaniae, 1176 nucleotides long. RefSeq lists its product as uncharacterized. The transcript has 4 exons. NCBI's taxonomy places the organism in Eukaryota, Fungi, Ascomycota, Eurotiomycetes, Eurotiales, Aspergillaceae. Bases 1 to 1176 code for a protein of 391 amino acids. The record is from RefSeq and is a predicted model, not a curated record.
AUGAACCAUCACAAGACGAUAUUUGCCGGCAUCUUAGUUGAAAUCUCGCCGGAAUCUGAAUGCCACGUCGCAAUUGCUCUUCGUGACGAGACAUACUUGCUCGACUUUAUUGAAAGCACUUUCACUGCACCAACCUCGCAUAGCUGUACCCAAAUCAUAGCUGCCUUAAGGAGGUACAGUGACCUUCAUUCGGAGAAGAUUCUCGGAGUGGCAAUUUCACGGUUCUUGCAUGAUCGAAUGCCUGGAUUGUGCCCGCAACUUUGGACGGAAUUGGAUAUCGUGCCCAUUAUCCUUGACGAGGAAUCUGAUUUCAACGCGAUCCCUGAGACAUUGACUCGCAUACAUUUUGAGAGGAAACCUAUCGAUGAGCAAGCCGAGUCACUUUCGAGAAAAUGCAUCAGGUUUUUUGGACCAAGCAAUUUGCCCUUGGUGCAUGUGGGCUUCCGUGGUAGAGUCGAGGUGGAUUCCGGAUAUCACAUUCAGCUGGCUGAUAGAGAUUCUUUUCGGCGAACCGUUCGCCCCGACACAUGGACAGCGGUUGAGCAUUAUGCCUCAGAUUUAAACCGCCGAGGUGUGAAGAUUUCUUUCUUCAGCGCGACGCCUCAGGGUGGUGGUGUUGCGCUCAUGCGCCAUGCGGCUGUCCGCUUGGCACAUGAAGUAGAUGUGGAUAUCAAGUGGUAUGUACCGAAGCCGCGCCCAGAUGUUUUUCGGAUCACGAAGACGAAUCACAAUAUCCUACAAGGGGUGUCUGCCCCUGAUGAACGGUUGACUGGUGACAGGCAGCAGCAAUUGGCCGACUGGAUUCAAGACAACGCUGAAAGAUACUGGCUGCAGCGCGGCGGGCCUCUAAGCCGGUCUUCCGAAGGCGGUGCUGAUGUUAUUAUUAUCGAUGAUGCUCAGAUGCGUGGUCUCAUUCCGAUUGCGAAGAGCAUCCAACCGCAUCGCCCAAUCAUCUAUCGGAGCCAUAUCCAAUUGCGAAGGGAUCUAAUUUCCCCCCAGUGUGAAAUUUGGAAAUAUCGCUGGGAGCAUAUUCGCCGGGCAGAUAUUUUUAUAAGUCAUCCUGUGGCUGACUUCGUGCCAAAGAACGUUCCAUUCUAUCGGGUUGGCUACAUGCCAGCCUGCACUGACUGGUAUUCUGGCCUGAAUGACUCAAUCCUAACUUUAGUACCAUACUAA